This is a messenger RNA of Cannabis sativa, 1407 nucleotides long. RefSeq names its product 11-beta-hydroxysteroid dehydrogenase 1A-like. The coding region runs from base 53 to 1111 and encodes 352 amino acids. The record is from RefSeq and is a predicted model, not a curated record. Gene Ontology annotation, molecular function: oxidoreductase activity. The transcript is spliced from 6 exons. NCBI's taxonomy places the organism in Eukaryota, Viridiplantae, Streptophyta, Magnoliopsida, Rosales, Cannabaceae.
CUACACAACCUUUUUCCAACAAAAAUAAUAAUAAAUAUUAAUAGGUUUAGCCAUGGUUGAACUAAUUCACAAGCUUUUGAACUUGUCAGCACCAACAUUCACCUUCUUUUCACUCCUCUGUUUCUACCCACCUUUUAUGUUCUUCAAGUUCUUUCACUCAAUUUUCAACUCUAUUUUCAGUGAGAACAUUUCUGGAAAAGUUGUUCUAAUUACUGGGGCUUCUUCAGGAAUCGGUGAGCAUUUGGCUUAUGAGUAUGCGAGUAAAGGGGCUUGUUUGGCUCUUGUGGCCAGAAGACAAAAUCAGCUUCGAGAGGUUGUUGAACAUGCUCGAGAGAUUGGUUCACCUGAUGUGCUUAUGAUUGUUGCUGAUGUUUCUAAAGUGGAAGAUUGUAAAAGACUUGUUGAUGACACUAUCGAUCACUUUGGUAGAUUGGAUCAUCUUGUGAACAAUGCUGGGAUCAAUUCAGUUUCCUUGUUUGAUGAGAUAACAAAUAUAACUUCUCUCAGAAAUGUUAUGGAUACAAAUUUCUGGGGUUCAGCUUAUACAACUCAUUUUGCAAUUCCACACCUUAAACAAAGCAAAGGGAAGAUAGUAGUGCUUUCUUCCUCUGCUUCUUGGUUACCAAUUCCAAGAAUGAGCUUAUAUAAUGCAAGCAAAGCUGCAUUGUUUGCAUUGUUUGAGACAUUGAGAGUUGAGCUAGGACAAGACAUUAAAAUAACCCUUGUCACUCCUGGUUUCAUAGAGUCAGAACUCACACAAGGCAAAUUCCUAGACAAAGAAGGCAAAAUGAUCUUUGAUCCUGAUUUGAGGGAUGUUCAAGUAAGUGCUAUUCCAGUUGGGACAUGUCAAGGUUGUGCAAAAGGAAUAGUGAAAAGUGCUUUAAAGGGUCAAAGAUACUUGACUGAACCAUCUUGGUUUAAGGUCACUUAUAUAUGGAAAGUGUUUUGUCCUGAGAUUCUUGAGUGGGGAUAUAGAUUGUUUUAUCUGAACAAACCAGGAACUGAGGCCUCAGAAACUCCAAGCAAGAAGAUCUUGGAUGUGAGUGGUGCUAAGAACUUUCUCUACCCAGAUACUCUCCAAGCUCCUCAAGAGGUUGAUAAGAUUGAUUGAAAACUUUGCUUUGCUUUUUGAGUAGUGUGUGAGAAGUGGUUUAGUUGUGUAUUUUGUAGUAUAUAUUUAGCUUGAGAAGAUAUGAGUUUUCUGUUUAUAAGAGUCUUUUGGCAAAUUUGAGUGUUGUCUCUUUUGUUUUUGCUACUAAUUUUGUGUAUCAAAAUAAUAGACGGAAUGUACAUUUGUAGAUUAUAGACCACAUGUUGUUUUCAAUGCUUUGACAAAAUAAAGAAUUUUAUAUCAUUGGCUGAGCACUAUUUCAAUUAAAUAGAAUACACAAUGAGAAAGCAUAAAAA